GAAAAUAUGUAAAUUUCACGCCGUGGCGGUGGUGGAAGAGCUAGCGAGCCAGCGAGCUGUUGUUUUGUUUUGUUUUGUUUGGUUCGGUUCCAGUCUCAACAAUUCGAGCAGGUUUCACUUAAUGUAAUUUAAGACACCGCCUUUUGUCAUCGUCGUCUUAAUUGUUGUUGUUUUUCGUUAUUAUUUUCCUGACAGUAUCGCCUGCAGUGUUGAAUUAUGCCCGGACACACGACGGUUACUCUCUCCGUUGCUCCUAGCAACAGCAGUCUGCAAAAGCCUUUGCCUUUAGUUUUGAAGAAAAUAAUGGACAUCCUACCGCCUAAUAUACUCGACGACGGAGAUGAUGAGAUAGAGAAGGAGAAGCUGAGCUCCAUCGGAGACGGGGAGUCUUGCGGAGAUGGAGGCGGCGGUGGAGGAUCUGGGGGCGCCGGCGGCGUUUCGGCCUCCCUCACUCCCACAAUUUGGGACAAGACCAUCCCGUACGACGGCGAGAACUUCCACCUGGAGUACAUGGACCUGGACGAGUUCCUGCUGGAGAACCAAAUUCCUGCCGCUCUGGAGGAGGAGCUGCACAAGAGCCUGGAGCAGGAGGCUCAGGGAUCCCCCGCAGCCCCAGAAGUCUCCGCCGCCGUCCCACAGGCGCCCAGGGAAACGGAAAAAGCUGCAGAAGUGCCGAAGAUAAAAGGGGAGGACGAGGGGGGUGAGAGUGAAAUAGCUGAGCAGCAGGUGAUGGAGAAUGCCACAGAGCCCAAAGAUAAGCCCGAGCGCGCCACUCCGUCUCCGGUCAACCCGGAGGAGAUCGAGGUGAGCAUAAAUUUCCAGCCGGACCCGGCGGACCUGGUGCUGUCCAGCAUUCCGGGAGGAGAGCUGUUCAACCCGCGCAAACACCGCUUCACCGAGGACGAGCUCAAACCGCAGCCUAUGAUCAAGAAGGCCAGGAAGGUGUUCGUUCCCGAGGACGCCAAGGAUGAGAAGUACUGGUCAAGGAGGAAGAAGAACAAUCUGGCGGCGAAGCGUUCACGGGACGCGCGGUGCCUGAAGGAGAACCAGAUCGCCGUGCGCGCCAGUUUCCUGGAGCGGGAAAACGCAGCACUGCGGCAGGAAGUGGCCGAGCUCAGGAAGAACUGCAGCCGCUGCAAGAAGAUCGUGGCUCUCUAUGAGGCCAAGUACGGCCCUCUGUAAGGACAGAACUCACCAAGACACACGGCAGGUUAUCAGCAAACAACACAACUACGCAGCUAUCUGUUCAAUAUUCACACAGGGAUCGUGGGUAAAUUCAGGAGAAGUGGCAGGGACGGGGAUGGGGAUUUGAAGAGCAGCUUGCUCACACACACUCACACAGAUGUUUUUUUUUUUUUUUUUUUUUUAAGUAGCUAGAUUUUACAUUUGUUUGUUGUUAAAAAAGAAAGAAAGAAAAAAAAAAAAAAACGGUCGUCCGCUAGUCACUAGUGGAGCUGCAGAAACUGCUGUGGAGUUUCAUCUGGAAACUCCACAAAAAAGAAAAGGUAUCUUGCACUGGACCAAAGCAUGACACCCUCCUUCAUCCAAAAAAGAUCUUUCUCAUUUCAUCUUUCACCUUUGGCUCACUGUGACGGAUGAGCUGUUUCUCAGUAUAAAGGAACGCAAAGAGCAGACGCUGUUAAGUCACCUCGCAAGAACGUGAGAUCUUAGGGCAUUCCUAAUAACGAGCGAGCAAAAAAAUUUAAAUUAGCUUUAUCUGAUUAAACGUCAAGUAAGAUAGUAAGUAGAAGAAAGGUGUGCCGUGCUAAAAUGGAGGAGUUAUUCAAUAGAAUCGAGCUUACACUGGAAUUUUUCCUCACAUUUAGAUUAACAAUUAGAUUGUUAGCUAACGUUAGUUUACAAAAUCACCCCAGAGAACUUCUCAUUUCUCUUCCUCGCAUUUGAGCUCCUUCCCCUGAGGAUGAGGAUGUCACACUGUUAGAGUUUGUUGCUCAGCUGCUAGAGUAUUACAGCUCACUGGUGUAACGGAUCCACACACACAC
Messenger RNA from Pangasianodon hypophthalmus (striped catfish), 2003 nucleotides. It is a transcript of the gene tefb, whose product is annotated as TEF transcription factor, PAR bZIP family member b. Gene Ontology annotation, cellular component: nucleus. Bases 217 to 1182 code for a protein of 321 amino acids. The record is from RefSeq and is a predicted model, not a curated record. Gene Ontology annotation, molecular function: DNA-binding transcription factor activity, RNA polymerase II-specific; RNA polymerase II cis-regulatory region sequence-specific DNA binding. The transcript has 4 exons. NCBI's taxonomy places the organism in Eukaryota, Metazoa, Chordata, Actinopteri, Siluriformes, Pangasiidae. Gene Ontology annotation, biological process: regulation of transcription by RNA polymerase II.